AUGCCACAGCAGCUUAGUGCGAAGGAGCAGUCGCUCUUCCGCACAGUCGUGCGCAACUAUGAGGACAAGCAGUACAAGAAAGGAGUCAAGGCCGCCGACCAGAUCCUCAAGAAGAGCCCCAAACAUGGCGAUACUCUCGCAAUGAAAGCCCUGAUCAUGAACUCCCAGGGGAAAACCGACGAAGCCUUUGCCCUAGCCAAAGUUGCCCUAACCUGUGACAUGAAGUCGCACGUCUGCUGGCACGUUUACGGGUUGCUCUAUCGUGCGGUGAAGAAUUUCGAGGAAGCUAUAAAGGCAUACAAGUUCGCUCUGAAGCUGGAGCCAGACUCUCAACAGAUCCAACGAGAUUUGGCGUUGCUGCAAGUACAGAUGCGAGAUUAUGAGGGCUAUAUAGUCAGUCGCAGAGCAAUGCUACAAGCAAGAUCUGGCCUUCGACAGAGCUGGACAGCUUUGGCAGUGGCACAUCAUCUAAAUGGAGAUCUCGCAGAGGCAGAGCGUGUCCUGACAGCUUACGAGGAUACUUUGAAGAAUCCUCCUUUGAAAACAGAUUUCGAGAACUCGGAGGCUGUUAUGUACAAGAACUCAUUAAUUGCAGAGCAAGGCAAUAUCCAGCAAGCGUACGACCAUUUACAAUCAGCUGGGAAGUACAAUCUCGACAGGCUUGCGGUGCAAGAACUCCGCGCGACAUACCUCAUGAAGCUUGAUAGAAAAGAGGAAGCUGCGAAGGCCUAUCGAGCCCUUAUUGAAAGGAAUGCGGAAUACAAGUCAUAUUAUGACGCGCUCAUUGAUGCAUUGGCAAUUUCGGAGUCGGACCAUUCAGCUCGUAAAGCAAUUUACGACGAGUAUGCGGAAACAUAUCCUCGUUGCGAUGCGGCUCGUCGUCUGCCUCUGGACUUCUUGGAAGGGGAUGACUUCAAAGCUGCUGCUGAUAAGUAUAUUCACCGAAUGCUUGACAAGGGAGUGCCUUCAACCUUUGCCAACCUCAAGCACCUGUACUCGAAUACAACUAAGAAGGAAACUCUUGCAGCUUUGGUUCAAAAUUACAUUGACGUUGACAGAAGCGAAGCCAAUACUGAGCCAAAAAGGAACGGCGAUACAUCAAAAGGUGCUUCAGCAGCAUACUAUUUUCUCGCUCAACAUAAUAACUACCACCUAAGUCGAGAUUUAAACAAAGCAAUGGAGUACAUAGAUAAAGCUAUUGGGUUGGAACCUGAAAGUGUUGAUUUUCACAUGACAAAAGCUAGGAUAUGGAAACACCGUGGGGACACACGGAAAGCGUCCGAAUUGAUGGAACAGGCCCGCCUUCUCGACCCACGAGAUAGACAUAUCAACACCAAGACCGCCAAGUACCAGCUACGGAAUAACGAGAAUGAGGCCGCACUCAAGACAAUGGGGAUGUUCACGAGGGCAGAGACUGUUGGAGGACCGCUUGCAGAUCUCCAUGAUAUGCAAUGCAUGUGGUUCUUGACUGAGGAUGGACAAGCAUAUGCUCGUCAAGGCAAUUUAGGGCUCGCUCUCAAGCGUUUCACGUCAAUCUACAACAUAUUUGAUGUCUGGCAAGAAGACCAAUUCGAUUUCCACAGCUUCUCGUUACGAAAAGGUCAAAUCAGAGCCUACGUAGACAUGAUGAGAUGGGAAGACAAGCUGCGUGAGCACCCAUUUUUCAGUCGGGCCGCUUUAUCAGCAAUUGAGAUCUAUAUCAAGAUCCAUGACAAGCCAUUAUCGAACGGGACAAAUGGAGACAGCAAUGCCAAUGGUGACGAUGCUGCAGAGAGGAGGAAGGCAGCGAAGAAGGCCCGAAAGGAAGCUCAAAAAGCCGAGCGAGAGGCAGCUGCAAAGAAGGCUGAGCCAAACAAGCCUGUGCGAGCUGACGACGGAGAUUUGAAGAAGAAGGAUGAUGACCCAGAUGGAAUUAAGCUUGCUGCGACGACAGAGCCAAUGACCGAUGCCAUGAAGUUCUUGACACCUCUGCUUCAAUUCAGCCCAAGGAGUAUCAAUGCACAAAUCGCUGGUUUCGAGGUAUUUAUGAGAAGGAAAAAGUACCUCCUCGCUCUCAAGUGCCUCCUGGCUGCAUCGGCUUUGGACGAGGAAAACUCCACUGUCAAGGAGCAAAUCAGCCGAUUCAAGGCUGCCGUCGAUACUGAGUCUGAGUCCCUUUCACCAAAAGCGAAGGCGGUCGUCAUAUCCGAAUUGGCAACGCUAAAGGUCUCCUCAUGA
This is a messenger RNA of Cadophora gregata, 2217 nucleotides long. RefSeq lists its product as uncharacterized. The transcript has 4 exons. Gene Ontology annotation, cellular component: NatA complex; cytoplasm. Gene Ontology annotation, molecular function: protein-N-terminal amino-acid acetyltransferase activity; protein binding. The record is from RefSeq and is a predicted model, not a curated record. The coding region runs from base 1 to 2217 and encodes 738 amino acids. Gene Ontology annotation, biological process: N-terminal peptidyl-methionine acetylation. NCBI's taxonomy places the organism in Eukaryota, Fungi, Ascomycota, Leotiomycetes, Helotiales, Ploettnerulaceae.